UAUAUCCAAAAUCACCACUUCACUCACUCAAUCACCAAGCUUUCAAAUAUCUUCUCUCUUCUCUCCAUUCAUAGAUUCUUAAUUUACUCACUACUUUGAGUUCACAAUUGUUUACAUCUUUGUUUCUUUCAAGAAAAAUCAACUAGCAAUGGCACUUGAAGCUUUGAAUUCUCCAACUACCACAACCCCACCCUCAUUUCAAUUUGAGAAAACCACUCAAAGCUACCUUGAAUCUUGGACAAAAGGCAAGAGAUCAAAACGACCUCGUAGCAUCAUGGAGCAACAACCAACUGAAGAAGAAUACUUAGCUUUCUGUCUUCUCAUGCUCGCACGUAGCGGUAAUAAUAAUUUUACUACUACAACCAAUUCAAUAACACCCGUUAUAUCAAACAAUUUGUACAAGUGUUCAGUGUGUGGUAAGUCUUUUGGUUCUUAUCAAGCUUUAGGAGGACACAAAGCUAGUCACCGUACUAAAGUACUCCUUAACGGAGAUAAAGUCAACGAAAACGCCGUUACAACCGCGACCAGUGCCACGUCAGCUAACAACGUUAGCGGAAAGACUCACGAGUGUUCCAUUUGUCACAAGACUUUUCCAACUGGACAAGCUUUGGGUGGUCAUAAAAGGUGUCACUACGAGUGGAAGGUGACGUCAUCGUCAUCGAGCGGUGUGGGGUCCACGAGCAGCCAACGUGGCUGCUUUGACUUGAAUAUUCCGGCUUUGCCAGAAUUUUGGCCGGGUUUUGGCUCAGGCGAGGAGGAGGUGGAAAGUCCUCAUCCAGCUAAGAAAUCGCGACACUUGCUGCCAACUAAACUUGGAAUUAUUCCAACAACAGUAGGGCUUGAAGACUUGAACAAAACUAUACAAAUUUAGUUGAUGAGUUAGUUCUUCAAUUAGUUGUUAUAUGAUUCAUGGGAGGGUGGAUAAUUUAUUUUUUUUGUAAAUAUCGAGUACACUUGGUAAAAGUGGUUAUUUGAUUAUUUCAUUUUAGAAACAAAAUGUUCCUUACCAAAAAAGAUUAGAUUUUAAGGUGACCAUGUCCACGCUCAACUGGAAAAAUGUGCA
Messenger RNA from Lycium barbarum (goji berry), 1063 nucleotides. RefSeq names its product zinc finger protein ZAT10-like. Gene Ontology annotation, molecular function: DNA-binding transcription factor activity. Lineage: Eukaryota; Viridiplantae; Streptophyta; Magnoliopsida; Solanales; Solanaceae. Bases 149 to 871 code for a protein of 240 amino acids. The record is from RefSeq and is a predicted model, not a curated record. The transcript has a single exon.